Molecule: messenger RNA, 3930 nt
Organism: Neoarius graeffei (lesser salmon catfish)
Lineage: Eukaryota; Metazoa; Chordata; Actinopteri; Siluriformes; Ariidae
Gene: limd1a
Product: LIM domains containing 1a
Exons: 8
Coding region: 614-2335 (573 amino acids)
Biological process (GO): positive regulation of miRNA-mediated gene silencing; cytoskeleton organization; regulation of DNA-templated transcription
Cellular component (GO): P-body; nucleus; transcription regulator complex
Molecular function (GO): transcription corepressor activity
Source: RefSeq, a predicted model, not a curated record
GAUGCCUUCCGGUUACAUUCAGUAUAAACAGUUAUAAACUUAUAAGGCGCGCGCUCGUGUAUGAUGCCUUGUGUGUUUUAUGAGAAGCGGAGUGUUUUGUAGGAUAAGUAGAUGAGAUUAUACUCGGGUUUCCAUCUCACAGGAGUCUGAAGUGAAGCUGUCGGAGUGUGAAAGAGGUCCGAGCGGAUCUCACUCACUUGACUGUGUGUGGUUAAAAGCGGAAAGCAUCCUGUGAAUGAUUCAGUUCAGAUGAACAGAGCAGGCUCGAGCUCUCUCUCUCUCACACACACAGUCAGUCCGACUGCAAGGCUUCCACACUCCUCUCUUUCUGCUCAGACUCGUCUUUUCGAUAAUACAAACGUUUCUCACGAGGAUUAUCUUUUAACCCUUUUCCCCCCCAUGCGGAUUAUUUUUGUCUUUUUGCUACACUGAGAGGAUAUAAACAAACAGUCAUUUCUUCCCCUCUUCUGUACAGUUUGUACUCGGACUUUGGUGAGUUUUCGGCGUUUGUUGCCUUUCACGUUUCACCAUGGACAAAAUGACAAAGAUAUUUUAGGAAACUUUUUGUGUUUACUUUGUAUACAUACUCCUGUCGCGUUUUAACCCUGUGGUCAUGGAUAAAUACGAAGAUUUGGGGCUCGAAGCGAGCAAGUUCAUCGAAGACCUGAACAUGUACGAGGCGUCCAAGGACGGACUGUUCCGCAUGAAGAGGGACGCAGGAAAUAACCCGGACUUUGAGGAAACCAGGAGAGUGUUCGCCUCCAAAAUGACCAAAAUUCACAUGCAGAAGCAUCAAGAAGAGAUGGCGAGAAACAGCCUGGGAGAAAGGCUAAACGGUGGGCAUGUCAAAGUAGCAGAUGGCACGUUUUACACCAAAGACAGACCUCCUAUUAGUAACUCCAGACAUGAAGCUGCAUCUAAGCCACCUAUUCUGUCAGGACCGAGCACAUGUUAUGAAGGACAGAAGCAUCAUCCAGCCAGCCCACAUGAUGCCAGGGUUUUUAGCUAUGGAAGCAAUCAUGAUAAUAAAGACCUGUCACGCUCAUACCAUAAUCCAUCUGUAGAACCUGGAAACUCUUGUCCUCAAACUAUACCUCUUCCUAGCAGUCCUUCUGGCACUUUGGUAUCUAAGAACAAUCCUCAAUCCCAGGCAUCAUCAUCAUCACUAUCACCCAACUUUGGCUUGAGUUCAAGUGGAACGAACCUGAACCGUGGAGCAACUUCUCCUGUCCAUCAGACUUCACCAUGCCAAACUUUAACACCCGCUGGGAAGCCUGAUUGGUUCCCACCAUCAGUCACAGGUGCUCAUGGAGAACCAGACUGUCACCACAAGUCUUCUCCUUAUGUGAGCCCUACUCAUCACGCCGAACCCAUCGUGCCUCAGAAACCCUAUGGAGACCCACGCCUUAACGGGGUUCCUCAAAGCACUGGGACGUGCUCCGCUGUCCAGCUGUCCCCGCUAGCGCAAAGCCAACCAGAAGCGCAUCAGCCUAAAGGUCAAGUGCAGUGUCACACUCGAGGUCAUAGCAGUUCCACUGUUCCAGACAACUUGCUGAACCCUGCAGAGCCAGCUCGGAGUGAUGCCCACAGCCCCCCACAGGCACUCAAACUGCCAUGCCACACUCUCCAUAUACAGCCCGAGUCUGGGCCAUCUACAGCUGAAAUAAAAUUAGAAGCUCUAACUGAACGCCUGGAAAAGGAGAUGGAUGCCCAGCCUAAGGCUGACUACUUCGGCAGUUGUGUGAAAUGCAGUAAGGCCGUGUAUGGAGCCAGUCAGGCGUGCCAGGCCAUGGGCAGCCUCUACCACGACAGCUGCUUCACCUGCAGUGCGUGCAGUCGGAAGCUCAGGGGGAAAGCAUUCUACUAUGUCUCUGGGAAGGUGUUUUGUGAAGAGGAUUUUCUGUACUCUGGCUUUCAGCAGUCAGCUGACAAAUGCAGUGUAUGUGGCCACCUGAUCAUGGACAUGAUCCUGCAGGCACUGGGCAAGUCCUACCAUCCAGGCUGUUUCCGCUGCGUCAUCUGUAAUGAGAGCCUGGAUGGAGUGCCUUUCACUGUGGACACCGAGAACAAGAUCUACUGUGUUAAAGACUACCACAGGGUUCUUGCUCCUAAGUGUGCAGCAUGCAGUCAGCCAAUCCUGCCUUCUGAGGGGUCUGAUGAAACCAUUCGAGUGGUAUCUAUGGAUAAGGACUAUCAUGUAGAAUGCUACCACUGUGAGGACUGUAUGAUGGAGCUGAAUGAUGAAGAAGGACAUCGCUGUUACCCACUAGAUGGCCACCUGCUGUGCCACACAUGCCACCUCAAACACAUUGAGUCAAGCUGCCCGUCUGUCUGAGGAGAAGGAUAAUUAGUUCUGGAUAUCUGCUGCCCCCUGUGGCUGUCUGGAGACAGUGAUGCCAAACUCUCAUGCUUGACUUCAAAUCAGUUGCAAUAGUAGGAUUCAAGAAUAAACCUCACAUUACUUCAAGGUCACAGCUCUUUGUUUGUCUGUAUUGUUAUAACCCAAUUAUUUUAUUUUACCAUUUUUAAGAGCUGACCCUAAAUUGUCAGAUUCUUCUAAGUAUGCGUGCUCAUAUUUUCAUUCUAAUUCUGCCUGUGUUGUGUCUUUGACCAGAGUAAUGCAGGCUGCUUAGUCAUGAUGACCAAGAUUAAAAAGUAAAUUGGCUUAGGACGUCAAAUUUUAGCACUCUAUGACAGGUUCAGUUCCCCAUAGUUUGUUUCAUUAACUUAAAAAUUGCAUUUACUACUCUCAAAUUAUGAAUUCAAAUAGUAAACAAUAUAAUAAAGCAUCGCUAAAUUUCUUAGUAAUUAAAAAUGUCUUUUAAUUGCAUAGUCUGGACAAAAAUAACUUAUGGAAUGAACGUGUGACCGAGUGGCAAUGGAUUAUUGUGUAUUGAUUCACCUAUGUCUGUUAUUUAUCUUUACAGUCUUGUUACAAAAUUAUCCCAUGACAGUAAUGUCAUAUAUGUUUAAGAGAAUGCCAAAAUACACGUGUGUUACCUCUUAUUCAAAUCCAUAAUUUCAAAAAAAUGUGGCUCUGUCAUGCAAUUUGAGUUUUGUUGUGCCAUUUUAUAAUAAAUAAAACAUCCUACACAUUUCCUUAUCAUUAGUUUAUUCUAGUGAAUCAAAGUACCAAGCAUAUAGCAGUUUUUUUUUUUUUUAAAGAUAUUUUUUGGGCUUUUUGCACCUUCAUUGGAUAGGACAGUGCAGAGACAGGAAAUGAGCAGGAGAGAGAGACGGGGAGGGACCGGGAAACAACCCCGGGCCGGAAUCGAACCCGGAUUCACGGCACGGCGCCCCAUCCACCCGAGCCACAACGCCCCCUGCAUAUAGCAGUUUUAUAGAAAUGUGUGCGUACUCGAGUUCAGGGAGCGCAGUUCAAUGUAAUUUUCUGUAGAGAAUCAGCAUACAGUACCUCGUGUUCACUAGGUGACUUUCUUGGAUUUCAUUUGUGUGUCAGGAGCUCACUCUGGACUGAAUUCAGUCAUUUAACCGUCAUGUUCACAUUAAAGUGUCUUUAUGUAAGAAACGAAAAGACUAUAAAAGUGUCAGGUUUUGUUUAAAGAGAAAUGGAGAUGUGUAUUUAGCUCAUCUGGCCAUGAGGCCGAUGAGCUAUUGACAUGGCGUGGCGUCCAUCAUCCGUCCAUCGUUCACAAUUCAGUUAAAUUGUAUCUCCUCCAUCAAUUCUCCACGGAUUUCCAUUCCGAUUGUUUUAUUUGAAAGAUCUCAUCAUUCAGCACAAAACAUAGUCGUUGUUUUGUCUAAUUUUUUGCUAGUGAGUUUGUAAUUAGGCCAAAUUAACAAAUUUUCCAGGCAUCUCACUAGAAUUUUAUCUCCUCUCUCAUUUCUCAUCCAAUUUAAGUUCUGAUCGAUGUUUUGAGUAGAUCUUCCCUUGAGGAACAAAACUUGGUCAUUUGUUUGUUGAUUUUC